This is a messenger RNA of Chaetomium globosum CBS 148.51, 375 nucleotides long. RefSeq lists its product as uncharacterized. The transcript has a single exon. Lineage: Eukaryota; Fungi; Ascomycota; Sordariomycetes; Sordariales; Chaetomiaceae. The coding region runs from base 1 to 375 and encodes 124 amino acids. The record is from RefSeq and is a predicted model, not a curated record.
AUGGCCUUGAUAUACGGCGAGGGCGCCAACGCUUUCAUACGCCUACAAGAAGAGAUCAUCAAGCGCACCAACGACCUGAGCAUUCUGGCCUGGGACUCCAGAGAAAGAUGCCGCAUCGGGCCGUACUGCGGCAUAUUGGCCGCGUCGCCUGCCGACUUUAUUCAUGCUUCUCGCAACUUCUCUACCACCUCCUGGUCAUUCAUGACCGAGUUUACCAUUACAAACAGCGGCCUGCGCAUCACCACCAAGCUCUGGGUGCCCUGGGUGCCCCCGAGCCCCACAAGCUUUGCCCCCGACCACACUGGGUACCUUCUCUGCCUGUCCGACAGCCGCAGAUUCCCGCUCGUCGGAAUACAUCUCAAAAUGGUUGGGUGA